This is a messenger RNA of Lachnellula hyalina, 963 nucleotides long. It is a transcript of the gene NAS4, whose product is annotated as putative nicotianamine synthase. The record is from RefSeq and is a predicted model, not a curated record. The transcript has 4 exons. Gene Ontology annotation, biological process: nicotianamine biosynthetic process. Bases 1 to 963 code for a protein of 320 amino acids. Lineage: Eukaryota; Fungi; Ascomycota; Leotiomycetes; Helotiales; Lachnaceae. Gene Ontology annotation, molecular function: nicotianamine synthase activity.
AUGUGUUCUGAAGCGACCGACACCGAUGCAAAAAGUGUCUCCGUCACCCUAGCAGAUGAUACUUCAUCCCUAGAAGCACAAUCACACGUCGAGCAAGUCCUCUCCUUGUACCGCAGCCUUUGCAAGCAACCGGAUUUACGACCGUGUACUUCUAUCAAUGCAAUAUUCAACGAGCUCGUGGGGUUAUGUACCCAAACUAUGAGCAAGAAUGUUACCGAAGCGGCAAAAAAGGCGAAGAUAAAAGAGAUACUCCCGGGUUUGAGGGCUCUCUGCGCAGAAGCGGAAUGCUACCUCGAGUUUCAGUGGGCGGAUAUCAUCUCCAAAGGCGCCAACACGCAGGAAGCCCAUAAGCUUCUUGCUACUUUCCCCUACUACUCCAACUACAUCGAUCUUACACGCCUGGAACUAGCGGCUCUCCAAACAGUAGAUCCGACCCCACCGCGACAGAUUGCCUUCGUUGGGAGCGGUCCCUUGCCAUUGACUUCGCUAUGUCUCCUAUCGUCACUCAACGAAAAUUCCCCUAAGACCUUGAUCCAAUCAUUGCUUUCUUACCUUCCGUCUUGGCUGAAUCCCACGGCGCCAGAACGACCCGAAGUGUCAAUUCUCAAUAUCGACAACAACGCGUCUGCGCUGAGACAAUCUGAGUGGUUGUGUAUGAAGCUUGGAAAAAUGGUCGUCUACCUAGCGGCUCUCGUCGGGGCCUCACAACCCGAAAAAGAAACCCUCGUGCAAAAGGUCGUUGGGCAGAUGAAGGAAGGCGCCCUGCUCGUUAUCAGGACAAGUUGGGGGCUGAGGAGCUUGCUGUAUCCGGACUUCGACUGCACGACCGAGGGCAUCCUCUCCGUGCUGGAUAUUUGUGUCGUGGUGCACCCGUAUGGGCAUGUUGUUAAUUCGGUUAUUGUUGGAAGGGUGAAGGCCAGAACCAGGGCCAUGACUUUGGCAGAAUCUGCAAUUUCCGUGUAG